Messenger RNA from Suillus subaureus, 1372 nucleotides. RefSeq lists its product as uncharacterized. The record is from RefSeq and is a predicted model, not a curated record. The transcript has a single exon. Bases 174 to 1199 code for a protein of 341 amino acids. NCBI's taxonomy places the organism in Eukaryota, Fungi, Basidiomycota, Agaricomycetes, Boletales, Suillaceae.
AGCACACUGUGCGACCUAGAAGGAACAAUAACUCUGCUGUGGACUACCGAGUGACACCUUUUGGUCCUGCCAUGCACACAAUGGGUUUCCACUGCUGUGAAUAAUGCCACGAUGGACAUUGUUCAUGAGAUGAGUAUUAAAGGGCUCCUGCAAACCAACUUUACUCCCCCAUCAUGGAACCUGUUACUCAACUUUCAUUUCCGUUUGGCGACCUUCCAGUCGAGCUGGCCCUCCUCAUCCUUAAAUAUGCAGCAGAACCCAGUUUUUCUCAGAUUGAACCAUACAAAUCUACAAACCCAUAUGCAUGCGCCCUCACUCUCUGUCUUGUAUCUAAAGAAGUCAGAAAAACGGUGCUGCCCGAAAUUCUUCACACCGUGUUGCUCCCGCAAUUACACAACGUGACAGCGUUCAUGGACACUCUACGUAUGCAGCAAGCAUACGCUCAGCAAGAUCAUCAAUUUAAAUGCGACUACACGAAGUACAUACGCAGGAUGUGGAUGGGACAGUUUCGUGGCUCUCUCCCAGGACUUUCACUCGACGGAUUUGGACCAAUACACACUGGGCAGGACCUCAGCCCCUUGGCCCCCAUCCUGCUUGCUGCGCCAUGUAUUGCAGUCGACUUUGAGAAUCUGGGCCUUCUGUCAGGCUGCCUUUUCCAUGCCUGGAAAUCCCGCACGAACAACCACGAAGGUUCUCCGGCUCUGUACAGCCCAAAAACUUUAAUGGUAACUGGUUCUGAGUUCAUGACUCGCCAAUGGUCGUCCUUCACCAAGACUGUUCAUGGAGCGGUGUUCCUCGCUUCUAUAUCUCACGUCAUUUCCAUCACAUUCACAAUAUCUGAUAACAUUCGGCACGCGCGUCACCUCUGCCACAGCGGCAAUGGAUCGAAAGUCUAUCACAAGCUGCCUGAUUGGAUGGCGCAGGCUCCGCUUAGCAGUCUCCAGACCUUUUCAUUGCCCAUCCCGCAUAGCGCACACCCGCUCGUUGAAUGUGAGGUUAGCGGCAAGGACAUGAAAGUAGAGCUUUUGACAUUCUCUGUUUCCAAACUGUCGUCGCCCCCACGCACACUUAAGGGAAUAAGGAUGAUUGAGCAAAUGACGCGUUCUCCAUCGAAUCAUGGUCCUUUGGCGGUGUCCAAUCCUUCUUGUAUCCCUUGUCAAGAUUGGCUGAAAGCUUGGGCCUGUGGAUUAGGGAGCUAACGAGUAGUGUUAUGAGAUGACUGGUUAUUAGAUAUGUGCUUGCUCACUAGCGAUUUCCUACUGCUAGUAAACUUCACCCAUUAUUCGGAUAUGGUCAAGACUAGUUUGUUGCCUCUCGACUACUUACAGAUUUUGUAUUUUUGUAUAUUAAGCACCGGUUUAUUAUAAAUUCC